UUACGCUAAGCGCAGUUCUCCCUGUCUUUGUCUUUCUCUUUCAGUCUUGCUUCUGACUCGUUGAUCUUUUUCUUCCAUUCUCUGUGUCUCUUCCAUCGUCCUUCUCCUCCGGCAACAAGCGCCGGCGGGAAGCACUGUGUUCGUGCAGUUCAUUUGGCCUUUUCCCCCAUAUUUGAGAUUGAUCUUGGCCGUGUAUAUGUGAAGGCUGGUUUUCCUCUUCUUCAUGCUUCGGUCAUAUAAAUGAUGCAGCUUCUUUUGCUUCAGUAAAGCUGUGUAUGAGGUACGGGAUAGGGGAUUUCUUGAAUUUGGUGCUUCAAAGUCUGAAUUUACACUUACCAUCUUCAUCAAUAAAGCUCCAUAAACUCAAACCCUAGCCAUCCUCACCAUUCACGACGUUACUCCCUUUGUCCCUCACUUGUCCGGCGCCUCACCCACAAACUCCAUCAAUCUCUCUUGGCUCUUUCUCUGAAGCUCCAGCUCUGCCUUUCGAUCUCUCAGUCCCUGUUGCUCACGGCUUAAUCUUGCUUAAUCUCAGUGUCAGUGUCAGUGUCAGUCUCUUGUUAUUCACACGCAGGAAUCCCCAUUAGAUCUUCGAUCGUGAAUAUCAUUCUUCUUGUGGAAGUUUGAAGAAUUUGAUUGUGAGGAGUCUGCGUGGGUAAUCUUGUCUACCGAAGGGCCUUUGUUGCCAUAAAAGAUCAUAAUGGUAUCUAGGUCUUAUUCUAACUUGUUUGAGCUUACUUCCUGCGAUUCCCCAACUUUUGGUCGGGAGAAGAAGAGGCUUCCUCGAGUGGCGACUGUUGCUGGGGUACUUUCAGAACUAGAUGAUGAGAGCAACAGUGCUGGCUCUGAUGCUCCCUCCUCCAUCUCUCAAGAUAGGAUGAUUAUUGUUGGUAACCAGCUUCCUUUGCAAGCUCACAGAAAAGAUGAUGGUAAGUGGGAUUUUACCUUGGAUGAGGACUCUCUUCUUUUACAGCUGAAAGAUGGCCUAGGCGAUGAUGUAGAGGUGAUCUAUAUUGGGUGUCUUAAAGAAGAAAUUGAUGUGAGCGAGCAGGACGAUGUUGCUCUGUAUUUGCUUGACACUUUCAAAUGUGUACCCACGUUCCUACCUCCUGAGCUUUUCAGCAAAUUCUAUCAUGGGUUCUGCAAACAGCAUCUAUGGCCUUUAUUUCACUACAUGCUUCCACUGUCACCUGAUCUUGGUGGUCGAUUUGAUCGGUCUCUUUGGCAAGCUUAUGUUUCCGUGAAUAAGAUAUUUGCAGAUAAAGUAAUGGAAGUCAUUAGCCCUGAUGAUGACUUUGUCUGGGUUCAUGACUACCAUUUGAUGGUUCUGCCAACAUUUUUGAGGAAGAGAUUUAACAGGGCGAGGCUAGGAUUCUUCCUCCACAGUCCAUUCCCUUCCUCUGAGAUUUACCGAACACUUCCUGUGAGGGAUGAACUUCUUAGAGCUCUUUUGAACUCUGACCUUAUCGGGUUUCAUACUUUUGAUUAUGCAAGGCACUUUCUCUCAUGUUGCAGUAGAAUGCUCGGGCUUUCUUAUCAAUCCAAGCGGGGCUACAUAGGCCUUGAGUAUUAUGGUAGAACUGUUAGUAUCAAGAUUCUUCCUGUUGGAAUCCAUAUUGGCCAACUUCAAUCUGUCAUGAAUCUUCCUGAGACGGAGAAUAAGGUCUCAGAAUUACGAGACCAGUUCAGAGGUCAAACUGUGAUGCUUGGCGUUGAUGACAUGGAUAUCUUCAAAGGAAUCAGCUUAAAACUUUUGGCCAUGGAGCAAUUGCUGUACCAACAUCCAGAUAAGAGGGGACAAGUUGUUAUGGUCCAAAUUGCAAAUCCUGCAAGAGGACGAGGGAAGGAUGUACAGGAGGUACAAAGUGAAACUUAUGCCACUGUAAAAAGGAUUAAUGAUACAUUUGGAAGGCCUGGAUACACACCUGUUAUCUUGAUUGACACACCACUCAAAUUCUAUGAGCGAAUAGCUUAUUAUAUAAUUGCAGAAUGUUGUCUUGUGACAGCAGUGAGAGAUGGUAUGAACCUUAUACCCUAUGAAUAUGUCAUUUGUCGACAAGGAAAUGAGAAACUAGACCAGAUUUUGGGGAUAAAUCCAUUUUCUCAAAAGAGGAGCAUGCUGGUGGUAUCUGAAUUCAUUGGGUGCUCCCCUUCAUUAAGUGGGGCAAUUCGAGUGAAUCCAUGGAACAUUGAUGCUGUUGCCGAAGCUAUGGAUUCUGCCCUUGUAAUCCCGGAAUCUGAGAAACAGAUGCGACAUGAGAAACAUUAUAGGUAUGUUAGCACACAUGAUGUUGCAUAUUGGGCACGUAGCUUCUUGCAGGAUUUGGAAAGAGCAUGUAGGGACCAUCUUAGAAGGAGGUGUUGGGGCAUUGGUUUUGGCCUAGGAUUUCGGGUAAUUGCUUUAGAUCCAAAUUUCAGAAAGCUAUCAGUUGAGCAUAUUGUUUCGGCUUACAAGAGGACCAAGCACCGGGCAAUUCUUUUGGAUUAUGAUGGUACCAUGAUGCAGCCAGGAACAAUUAGUACGACCCCAAGUGCUGAUGCUGUUGGAAUCUUGAAGAGCCUUUGCAGCGACCCUGAUAAUGUUGUUUUCAUUGUUAGUGGGAAGGAGAGAAAGACUCUGACUGAUUGGUUUUCGUCAUGUGAAAGGCUAGGGAUUGCUGCAGAACAUGGUUACUUUUUGAAGACAAGUAAUGCUGCAGAAUGGGAAACUUGUCUCUCUGUCCCGGAUUUUGACUGGAAACAGAUUGCUGAGCCAGUAAUGCAAUUAUACACAGAAACAACAGAUGGUUCUAACAUUGAGGCCAAAGAAAGUGCUUUAGUUUGGAACUAUCAGUAUGCAGACCGUGACUUUGGUUCAUGCCAGGCUAAGGAGCUUCUAGACCACCUGGAAAGUGUUCUUGCUAAUGAACCUGUAUCUGUUAAAAGUGGCCCUCACAUCGUGGAAGUUAAACCCCAGGGUGUCAACAAGGGAAUUGUAGCAGAACGUCUUCUCAUAACAAUGCGUGAAAAGGGAGUAAUUCCAGACUUUGUUCUGUGCAUUGGUGAUGACAGAUCAGAUGAGGACAUGUUUGAAGUAAUCAUGAGUGCGAGGGAGACUCUGUCGCCGGUUGCUGAGGUUUUCGCCUGCACGGUAGGGCAGAAACCAAGCAAGGCCAAGUAUUACUUGGAAGACACAAGUGAGAUAUUGAGAAUGUUGCAAGGCCUUGCACAUGCUUCUGAGCAAUCUGCUAAAAGUUCUUCCCAACCUUCAUCACACUGAGCAUUUUUCUGUCCGUGGUUAGCUUCGAUUCUUAUUCAUGGGCUCCCUCCUGUGGGAUAUUCUUGCUUGGUAAAGCCAACGUGCGAAGUCAUGUUGUGGCAUUGUUACCAAGUGCAUCUAGGUUUCGUUUCCAAGUAGGUGUAUUUAAUGAUGUAUCUAUUAUUUCUGUCCCCAUUUGUACAACGUUAUUCUUCACUCGGAAUGAAUGAUAGGCUUUUGAGUGUCCCCUGUUAUUAUUUUU
This is a messenger RNA of Neltuma alba, 3500 nucleotides long. RefSeq names its product alpha,alpha-trehalose-phosphate synthase [UDP-forming] 5. Gene Ontology annotation, molecular function: trehalose-phosphatase activity. NCBI's taxonomy places the organism in Eukaryota, Viridiplantae, Streptophyta, Magnoliopsida, Fabales, Fabaceae. The record is from RefSeq and is a predicted model, not a curated record. The transcript is spliced from 4 exons. Gene Ontology annotation, biological process: trehalose biosynthetic process. Gene Ontology annotation, cellular component: cytosol. The coding region runs from base 701 to 3259 and encodes 852 amino acids.